This is a messenger RNA of Neoarius graeffei (lesser salmon catfish), 3516 nucleotides long. It is a transcript of the gene hmmr, whose product is annotated as hyaluronan-mediated motility receptor (RHAMM). Lineage: Eukaryota; Metazoa; Chordata; Actinopteri; Siluriformes; Ariidae. Gene Ontology annotation, cellular component: membrane. Gene Ontology annotation, molecular function: hyaluronic acid binding. The coding region runs from base 145 to 2745 and encodes 866 amino acids. The record is from RefSeq and is a predicted model, not a curated record. The transcript is spliced from 19 exons.
UAAUGCUUUGAUUGGCUGCGGAAGGAGUUUCAAAAAAAGAUUUCAGCGCCAGUUGUUGAAGCUGUUUGAACUAUUGAGUUUUAUUUUAUCUUAGUACUAAUAAUAGCAUUUCUUCUGUAGUUUAUCCUGUUUGGUGUAGGAAUCAUGUCAUUUUCAAGGGCUCCUUUGAAAAGAUUUAAUGAACACGUCGGCUGUGCUCCUCCACCAGGUACAUACAAUCUGAAGCCUGGUGAAACAACAAAGGGUGCUGCUUCAUUCCAGAAGGCAGAGCGCUUCGGCUCACAAAAACUGGGACCACCUGCCUCCAAAGAUGUGCCCAUGUCUCCAGUGCGCAGGACCAUGUCAGUUGAUGGCUUGAUCGAUAGUUCAAAAAAGGACAAGGGCAGCUUUCAACAUGAAAUGAAACAGCAGAAGCUGCUGGAGAAAGAAAUCCGGUCGCUGGUUCAGCAGAGAGGAGAACAGGAUCGCAGGCUUCAGGCCCUAGAGGAAGACCUAAGGAAGCUGGAGGCUAAACUGCUGACUGCUGUGAGAGAGAAGACUGGCCUUGCAGCCAGCGUGGCCUCUCUUGAAAGGCAGCUUGCUGAGUUAAAGAAAACCAACGAGUUCCUCAAGACUAAGGUUUCUGCAGACACCACAAAGAAGAAAAUCCACUCGCUGUCCAUGGAGCUCAUGGAAGUGAGAAACAAACUGGAUGCUAAGGACAAGGAGCUGAGUUUCCUGCAGAUCAACUCGGAAGGCAAAAUAAAAGUGUUGGAGACUGAUCUUGAAGCUUCAAGGACAACUCUUAAUGCUAUUAAGGAGAGGAACCAAGAUCUUGAGGGCCUUCAUGAAGAGACUAAAGCUCACAAUGAGGAGCUGGAGAGGGAAAUGGAUAAGCUGCAUGCUGUUAUACAGGAGCUGAGGGAGGAGCUUAAAGUGCUACAGCACUACCUUGAUGAUGCAAAUGAAGAGAUUCAGGAUCUCAAAGGUAAACUGCAGGACAAGUCGGCAAUGGAGCACAGUGUCUCCGAUUCUCAAGAGAAACUUGGUGAGGUGGAGCAGAAGUUGGAGCAGUGCAUGGUGGAACUCCAGGAGUCUCAGUUUGUCCUGAAGAAGAAGGAGCAGGAGCUGCAGAAGUGCCAGCAGGAGCUCCAGGAAUCCCACAGCACCCUUGAGGAGCGACAGAGAGAGCUGGAGCAUCACAAGUCUGAACUGGAAGCCUCUCGGGCUAUGCUGAAAGAGCUGGAGGAGAAGAGCAUACAGGGAUCGCAGGAGCUCGAGGACUCGCAGAGCACAGUGAAGCAGCAAGAACAGGAGCUAACCCGAGUGAGGGAGGUGCUAAGAAGAACAGAAGAGGAGUUGGACCAACGUGUGGCCCACUUGAAUGAGCGUUGUUUGAGCAUGGAGGAUGAGAGGGCCAGGACACAGGAGGAAGGGCUGAGGAGAGUGCAGGAACUGCUGGCUGAAGUUAGCUCACUGGAGGAGAGCAAGAAAUGUGAGAGAGAAGCUCAUGACAAGCUGAAGCAGCAGCACUCUGCUCUUGUCAAACAGUUUGAGGAAGAGAAGACUCGUAAUGACUCUCUGUCCAGCAUGAUGGCAUCUCUGCGUGAUGACUUGGACAAAGAGAGGAAUCAGUUAGAGGAGGAGUUGGAAGAGGUGCUGGAGGAAGUGAAUGUGCUUGAGGAGCAGGACAAGCUUCUGCAGGAGACAGUCAAUCUCCUGACACAGGAGAACCUCACAAUGGAAGAAGAACUGAACAGUACCCGUGCUGAACUUGAGAGGAACAAAGCUGAGACAAGGACUUUGGAAGCAGGUCAUCAGGAGACUGUGAAAAAACUACAGGAUGAAUACAACAGCUCACUGGGAAAGAUAGGCAUCAUGGCCACUGAACUAGAAAGUGUCACAAAGGCUUGGAGUGUGCAGAGAGAGCAGGAUGAGGCUCGUGUACAGGAGCUGAAGGACUCACUGAGCAGAAUCACUCAGCAGUUGCAGGAUGAACAGAACAAGCUGCUUCACCAACAGAGCACACAGGAAAAAGAGAGGGAGGAAUAUGCCAGGAUGUUACUGGAAGUCCAGACUAAGCUGGCUCAGUGUGAGAUGGACUUGAGGCAGGCCAUGGAGGAGGUAGGACAAGAGAAAGAGAAUAAACGGCAGGCAUUGGCUCAGCUGGAACAGACUCUACAUGGGAGGGAGUCAGCAGAAGGCAGGGUUCAGGAGGUACGGCUCCUACAGGAGCAGGUGGAGGUGCUGAAGCAGGAGCGGGAGCAGCUCCGCCAGCAGAUGGAGCGGGAGCAGGAGCAGCUCCGCCAGCGGAUGGAGCAGGAGCAACAUAACUUGAGCAAACAGCUCACAGAAGCACUAAAAAGCACAUCAAAUGAUGAGACAGAGCACUGGAAAAACCUGUAUGAACAGCUCUCUGCCAAAGUUAAUCCCUUCCAGGAGCAGCUGGAUAGUUUUGCAGCUGAACGAGAUGCAUUGCUCUCUGAAAAAGGGGCCACUGAGGUAGAACUGAAUAAGCUGGCAGGUGCCUAUGCCAGCUUGCUGGGCCAUCAGAACCAACGACAGAAAAUCAAGCACAUGGUCAAGCUCAAGCAGGAUAACUUGGAGCUCAAGCAGGAAGUGACCAAGCUAAGGACACAGGUGGGGAAGCAGAAGCGGGACCUGGAGCAGAUAAAGUCUAGUCAGGCUCCACGCCGGUUUGACCCCAGCAAAGCUUUCAAACAUGAACAUAAAGAGAACCAUCAGCCUAUGGUGCCUCUUAGAUAGAGGCAGGAUCUACAACUUGGUUGUUAUAUCACCUAAGCAGUAGUUAUAUGAAUACAUGUAUUGUCACAUUGCACUUUCCACACCUUUUAUAGGGUUAAUGUAGACUGCCAUUUCAAAGAAUUUAAUGAUCUAGGGUUUGCUAGGAAGGACCUGUCAUGGUAAAAAGAUGAGCAGUUCUUGGUGGAUUUUGCCUGUGAUAAAAGCAAGCACUGGGGGAAUUCCUUCUAGACUUGGCGAUUUUCUGAUAUCUGGACACUAAGGGUGGGUGUGUGGUGUGGAGGUUUUUUUUUUUUUUUUUUUUUUUUUUUAAAAAUAAAUGUUGGCUUGUGUGUUUGGGUCACCAGUGCUGCAGGACUUGGUCUUUUUAUUAUAUAAUUACUCUUUAUACAGUACAAGUGUAAUGUUUUAAGCAGCUAUUUGUUGGUCUAGAUUCAACAAAUAGAUGUAAAAAUAUGUAUAUGGUCUAGUGUGCUGUAAGAUUGGAUUGUGCAUGCUCAUCCAUUGUCUUCCUAAAAUUCUGAUUCAUUUUGUAACCUUUGAACUUGGUUUCAAUCUAAUUGCCUAGUCCUGUUAAUCCAAUUUAUAGUUUCAAUCAGAUUACUCAACCUAGUUCAGCACAUUCCAUGUGCCAGAAUUUGAUUACUUGGCUGGUCUUUUCGUUGUUCUAAUGCUUGACUUUUUUUUUUUAAAAGCUUUUAAAAAUUUCUUUGAUUUUUAAAUAUAAUUGCUUUUACUGUGUAGACAAGUUAUUUAAUAAAAAAUUUACAUUUC